AGAGCUAUUUAGUGAACUCUGUAUAUCCUCAUUUCCCAUUAGGAAGAAUGGGACACAACAAAAAGUGAUGCUCAAAUCUUACUUGGACUGCUUAUAACAACAUGCAAGAGGUUAAAGCCAAGUGUGAAGGUUAAUUUUGUUCAGAAACAGGCAAGGAAAACACAUGGAAAAUGAGAGAAAAAGUAAAUCUUCCAACAUCCUCCUAUUUUCCUUUAGCUGUGAAUGAACUACUAGGCUAUCUAUCAGUGCUCCCUAACAUUGCCAUCUGAAAGGGCUAAGUUAAGUUCAGGAUCAUAUUAACGUUCAAAUUGUAGUUUAUGGAUGAGAUUAUUUAGAAUAGGCUGCUCUGUUUAUGUUGCGGAAAUCCUGUAAACACCCCCCCCAGUCACGUCACAUGGUAGCACAUGCAGAUGGGUGACAUUACAACUGAAGUGGCGAAACUUUGAAUAUUGUCAGUUACAUGAUUCUUCACAUGUAAAUAUUAGUCACUGCUGGCUGGUAACUGGUAGUUUUUAAUUAGGUUCGUAGAUAAACGUUGCUUUCUUCCCAACUUGUUUUAAAUGGUUGACUAAUGUUAAAUUGGUUAGCAUGUUUGGUUCAGUUGCCAAAGUUGACAUGCUUGCUAGCUUUUUUUUUUUUAACCUGCAAAGGUUUAAGGUUUGUGAUUCAACUCUGGCUAGGAUGGUUUCAGAUGUGCUGGGCAUUGGUGGGAGCGUUAGAUAAUAAUGAAUGGGAAGCUGGGGUCAAAACAAUGAAUGGUAGCACAACUCUGUUAAUCAAACACUGGCUAAAUACUGGCUGAUGGUAUUUUUUUUUUUACUUUGCAAGCAUUGUCUCUUCACAUGCAAUGCCGCAUUGUUAAGAUAAAAUGGACCAUAACAUGACAUAAAAUGUGUAACUUUUGUAGCGGUGGCUCACAGUGGGUGUGAUUAGCCUCGUUAGAGACUCCACUUAAUAUUACUAGUAAAGGGGCUAAAGUAUGGUGUGAUAAACUGAUAAGUCAGUGGCAGUUAAUAAUUCUAGCAAACUUGACUACACUUUGAAUCGUAACGUACAUUUAGGCAUGUAAAGUUCAGUCUAGAUUUGUCAGUAGGCAAAAUUCAAGAUGAGACCAACCUUUUCUCUGGAAGUCAGUUUUUGAGCCACGACAAAGGCCAAAAUAUGGCCUGUAACAGACUAGUAAGUCGUGUCAAAGAUGAGGAUUGCCGGAAAUGCCUUUUGAUAUGUUGUAACGUAUAUCGUAAAACGGCGAAUACUGCUGAAAAGACGAAAGUCUAAGCUUUCUGAUUGGCUCAAUCAAUAAAACAGGUUUUUAAAAAAAUGUGAAUCACCACAACCACAAGUGGUCCUUGAGCAUACAGUCAUAAAUGUGCACAAAAAAUAUUAGGCUGAUGGGAUCCAGUAGUAUGCGAGAUUAGCUGCAGACAGAUACACACACACACACACGCACGCACACACACACGUUACCAAACCUAUGAUCCCCUAUGAGAUAUUAACAAUAUUAAAACAGAGCAUUAAAACAAUGCAAGAAAAAAAAAACAGUAAGAGGAGAUAGUGAAGUAGUGAUAAACAUCUAAAAGUUAUGCCCGUAUACUGAAAUAUUUCUAUAACACCUGUCUUCUAGCCAUAGACUACACGUCUUUUAAAUCGGACUUCCACAGAGAGGAACACAUUAGUGUAUGGCGCGAUCCCUGUCAUACCAGCUAGAUCAUCACUGAAAAUGUCCUGGAAAAUGAUCUCUAGAAAAGAGUGGGAAAGAGUGGUUAAUAUACUGAUUGACAGCAAGAUCAAUCGCUUCAUUUGCAAACCUCACUUAAACUGAGCGGCCGCCCGCUGGGACUGAUAAGGUUAAAGCAGGUUUGCAUCUUCAUGGAUCUUACACAGUAUGUGGAGUGAAAUUGAAAUGUAAUUGAGCUGAUUGACUAAAACCAUUUUAUUUGAAUGUGCAGUUUGAUCAAAUGGCAGCAAAACAGCAGGAAACCCACUAAUGUCAGAUUAAAUAUGUAGAGCUUUAUCUGUUCAGCGCUUGACAGUUGAGUUGUAAUACACUGACAGGUAUCAGCUGAACUACUGAUAUCAGUUUAAUCUCUGUUUCAGGCUCUUUGAUCCCACUCUACAUGAUCACCCUUAGAAAACAAGACUAAGGCUUUGUUCCAAAUCCAUACUACAUACCUGUUCUAUACACUAUCUACACUUGAUUGAUACACUUGUUUUAGCAGUUAGUAUACAAAAAUAUCAACACACUUUACCAUUUUAUUCUAACAGGAAAUAACAGUAUAUGUGAUGUUGGCUGUAAAUCAAACUAACUUUAGAAAGCCACUGUCAAUUAAACUUCACAUAGAAAACAAAAAAAUAAGGCCCCCCAAGGACCACAUCAUCUGGUCCCUCUGCUGCUUUGUCUACUCAAACCCCUGCUGCCUCGGACUGGCAGCUCUCAUCUUCUCUAUCAAGGUUUAUCUUUUAAAUGUGACAGCUGAGGAAAAUUUAAAGGACUGUUUCAUGGACAGAAUGUACAAACUCUUCAGGAUUUUUUUUUUUAAAGAAAGCAAAAGUCAUGUACUGUAUGUCAUUUGCCAAAGCCACAGCCAACAAAAGUGUACUGUGUUUGCUUUUGCCUCAUUGGCUUUUGGUGGAAAAAAACAGACAUGUGCUAACCCCAACACACUUCUAAAAGGAAAUCAACACUCUGUGACACUUGAGUUCUUGCGCACCUUCCUGCAGCCCACACUCCAAACUACAGUUGAGCUGACAGCGAUGAAGCCUGUUGAUCACCCGGCUGAGGCUGUUCCAUUGCACGGGAGGUAUAAUGAGCUCUCAGUACAGCCUGGAGGAUCUACAGGGGCUCAGUACACCACUGUGAACAUCCCCACUGAGCCCCCCAAGGACCACAUCAUCUGGUCCCUCUGCUGCUUUGUCUACUCAAACCCCUGCUGCCUCGGACUGGCAGCUCUCAUCUUCUCUAUCAAGGCCAGGGACCGGAAGGUGGCUGGAGAUCUGGAUGGUGCCCGACACUACGGCUCCACUGCCCGCUGCCUCAACAUCUGGGCCACAAUCCUGGGUUCCAUCAUGAUCCUUAUUCCCAUCAUUAUAUUCAUCAUCAUACUAAAUUCGGUGUACACAGUACACAGCUCAUACAUUCCCUAUUAGAAUUACAAAUACAGAGGCUAAAUUUUCAACAGUGUUAGAGCUGCCUGCUGCUGUGGCUCGGUGAUACUUGUGUUUCUCUGCUUUAUGCUGUCGGCAAAUUCUGUAGCUUUUUUUUUACCUUUUUACUCAUAUCCUCAAGCAAAAAUGACAUGCAUUUUCAUUGGUGUUACAAAAGUCUUGAAUGGAACUCAUCCUUGUUUCCUUAACUGUUGUCCGCAAUUAAAUGUUAAAUACCAGACUUUGUUAUUUAAUUAGUAUUUCCUGUCUGCGAGGCUUGUCAAAGCAAUUGUUUUAAGAGAGCAGUUUCAUUUGUCAAUAAAUUAGUUUCAACUU
This is a messenger RNA of Siniperca chuatsi (mandarin fish), 3480 nucleotides long. RefSeq lists its product as uncharacterized. Bases 2284 to 3147 code for a protein of 287 amino acids. The transcript has 3 exons. Lineage: Eukaryota; Metazoa; Chordata; Actinopteri; Centrarchiformes; Sinipercidae. The record is from RefSeq and is a predicted model, not a curated record. Gene Ontology annotation, cellular component: plasma membrane.